Molecule: messenger RNA, 3144 nt
Organism: Lethenteron reissneri (Far Eastern brook lamprey)
Lineage: Eukaryota; Metazoa; Chordata; Hyperoartia; Petromyzontiformes; Petromyzontidae
Product: molybdopterin synthase catalytic subunit-like
Biological process (GO): Mo-molybdopterin cofactor biosynthetic process
Cellular component (GO): molybdopterin synthase complex; cytosol
Molecular function (GO): molybdopterin synthase activity
Source: RefSeq, a predicted model, not a curated record
GCCAUGGUGGAUGCUGCAAGCCGUCAGAGGGAUGUGGUGACACUGUCGCACCACAAGCUGAGCGUGGAGGAGGCAGUGGCGGCCGUUACCGCCCCGUGCUGUGGGGCCGUGUCCCUCUUCAUCGGCAUGACACGCGACAGCUUCGAGGCGAGGAAAGUGGUGCGGCUGGAGUACGAGGCCUACGAGUCCAUGGCGAUUGCGGAGAUGCGCAAGGUGUGCGCAGCGAUGCGCCACCAGUGGCCUGCGUUGGAGCACAUCGCAGUGGCUCACCGGCUCGGUGUGGUGCCGGUGGAGGAAGCGAGCGUGGUAAUCGCCGUGUCAUCCCCGCAUCGCCGAGACUCUCUCGAUGCCGUCAGCUACUGCAUCGACAGCCUCAAGGCCACAGUACCCAUAUGGAAGAAGGAGGUGUAUGACACCAACGAGUACUCCUGGAGGGAGAAUAAGGAAUGCACUUGGACCGAAAAACAGGGAAAACACGAAUGCGGCACAAAUGUACGAGACUCUGAAGAUGCAGUUGACACGUCGUCGUGAACUCAUAACGCAGUAUUAACAUGAUCGUGAUUCUAAGUUCAUUUUAAAUAUACAGUGAUAAUAAUUGCGUUUUUAGUUAUUAACAGUUGGACAUUUUCCUGGCCUCACUGGAGAUUACUUGGUAAGGAUGCAAGAUAGAUUACACCAGCAGUAUAAUGCAACUUGAAUUUAUAUAUAGUGCCUAAAUGGAAUGAGACACACACUACUAACUCAGCAUUUGUUUCUUGAUUGUUGGCUCAAUUGUGUAAUUGAUCUGGUGUUCAUAUCUAACCUGGCUGCUCAGAGUCUUAAGGGUUAAGCUGUCUUAAUCCCGAGGUGUGCUGAGUGGGAGGUACAAUAUAGAUAAUAAAUUGUGCACAAUGUAUGUGUUUAAAAUAUUGUUUAUUUGCGUUCGGUUGAGUAUACGGUAUAAACAUUGUUUCAUGAGGUUCAUUGAAAGAUAAAGUGUAAUGCCCUCAUCCUACCCUCUUCGUACAGCCAUGUACCAAUUGCUUGGUGAGGUCACUGUGUGCAGAUCUAAAUGCCUCUGACAGCUAAAUUCUGUGGCCCGCAGCAUGGGAAAUCUCAAUUCCAAGUGGCUAUGACAAAACACCACUUUUCUUGUGGUUGUGCAAGUGGGGUGGUCCCAGCUCAUGACCUGCUUGGAUGAUUAUUACACUGAAGUUCUAACGAAAAGGCUACCAGAUGCAGAGAAUUUUAUUAUUUAACUCUGCUGAUUGGGUGGGUUUAGCAAUUAAGCUGCAGUCCCCAACGUCUGGCCAGCAUGGACAUAUUUACGUAAGCUCACGUCACAUUGAACCCACCUGCCCAAGCCAAAUUUGUAAGUCCAAGUUCAGGGUGAGAAUCGUUAUCAGGGUAGAAGUUCAAUGAGUGUCCUUGGUGCAUUCAUUUGAGGCCAUUACCCUAGAUGCCUGUAGAGGCAGCUGAAGCAAUCUUUGUAGUGAACAGAAAAUAUUUGCCUUUGUUGAACUCUCGCGUUAAUGAGCAUUACCUUGUAGGAUGGGGCCAGUGAGGGAGAAUGGCCCAAGUGAUUUAGGGGAGCUGAGGGCUUCACUCGUAGGAGGUAAACUCAUGUGACAGAUCGGAGGUCAGAGGAAAAUAGUCGAUGAGUAACUUGGGGGGCCCCUAUUUAAUGGCAGGCCCCCCGUGGUAGUGUUCAGAAGCCUUGUGAUGGCCUGGUAUGCAGGUCAGCAAGGUUAUUUGUAACAUGGGAACUAUGGCAACCAGGAUGCCUACACCUUGACUCACAUUGCAGAGGGGAACAUGGCUAAUGAUGGGUUAAGAAUGUGUGUAUAAGAAAAAAAAAUCUAGCUAAAACUACAUGCCCCUUCUCUACGAAAAACUCGGUACAUUUUUUCGUGUAAUAAGUGUGUCAUUACACAGCACUUAAUAAAGGAAGCGCAUGAUGGCAUUUAAGCUAGAUUUUUUUUAAGAAGACGUACAUGAAUAGUAGACAAUUUUGGCAUUUUUGGCUGGUCGUACGUGCUUUUUACAGUUAUGAAAUGCCAAAUAUAUAGGAAAGUUACGUUUUAGAAUCAUGAGGGGGGUGGAAAUGGGACUCUAUAUGGUCUAACUAGACAUCAGCAAAGAGCACUUGGUGGUAGACCUAAAUUCAAAUCCUAAAAGUAACAACAAUCCCAAGUUUUUUUUGGCAAAUGAAUUUUUUUUCUAAAUUUUUGGGAUUUAUAUAAGCAUAGAUUUGAUUGCGUUUGUGCUACAUUUCAGCUUUCUAGCCUGUAUACAGUGUCAUGAGAAUUCAAACCAAUUCUCUCACAAGCAGAUAUAUACACAUCUUACGUGGGGCACUGUCAACGUUUGGAGGAGGACUGACUUGCACAGUCUGUGAGAUCGAGGCCGGCGCCGCUCGUAGUGCCCCCUCGUGGCAAUGAACCGGUAACCCAUCGGCCACGGUGAUGAGUAUCGGACAAAAUGUUUACGUUCGCGGUGAGAAGGUGGUGGGGGCCGAGUUCUUUUGGGCCUUUUGUCUUUUCGUGCGGAGGAAGUUGACUCAGCCGAAAGCGAGUUCUUGGUGCGGUGCGUAAUCAUCGGCACUGGGGUGACAAAGGUGGUCGGGUGUGGGGUUGGCCGCCCACCCCCUUCAUAGUUGCUCGCUAAUAGAAUUUACCGCGACAUACUGUCGAUGAGACCGGAGAUCUAAGCUCUUUAAAUAAAUAGUAUAGGAGUCAAAGGGCAUUCGUGUCGCACAUUCACCGCAAGGUGAACAGGGAGUGGCCGUGCAGAUUUAGCUCUAGGCUCGCUCACCAGCAUGAAGGCCAAUCUAUAUUUGAAGUUUUCGUGACUGCAGGGAUCCAUACUCUUUGGUUUUAUUUUAUACCUACGUGACUUUACCGAAAGAACCAAAGAGCAUGAAUGCCCUGAAUUAUGAGCAGAGGGUCGGGGAGACCCCGACAUUUUUCAUCACUCACCCCACCAAUGAUCACCCACACCGCUCACCAGACACCUUUCACCUAUGACUGAUGAAUGAAGUGUUGACGGUACAUGCUGAGUGUGAACGGCACUUUUUUGUGAGUGAUGAGCGUGCGGUCAGUGUUUAUGCUGAGCGCGUUGUUAUACUGGUAGGAACCUCCUGGUUACACCAGCCCACAGGGGAUU